AUGACAUACUCUAUUUGGAACGAUUUAUGCCAACAGCCUAUGCCCAUUGCUUCUUCUGGAAAAUACACAAAGCUUGUACAAGAUUCCACUGUUCACCUGCAACAACCCAUUGACUCCAUCAUGUCGACUCUCAAUGACCGCGCCAUUGGGCUGUCAAAGUGUGUCAACUUCAUUGCCGCUCUCCAGGAUGCAAAGCUCAUGCAACACCUGUCGCCUGCCUCAGCACUUGGGUAUUUACGCGAAGCCUCCAUUUACUGUGACCAAGGAAAACAGCAUCAUGUUAUCGAUAUUUGCAACAAAGGACUCAACAUGGCUCUUACAAAGGAUUCAGACUAUGCUAUAUUGCAACAAGCCAAAAACCACGCUGAGGAGUGCCAUGCCACAUGCAUCGACUUUAUCCGCCAACUGCCUCUUGACCUUGUCAUAUCGCUACUCGUCCCUAUGUUUGUGGAGGAUGAUUGUAUGGAUGGAUUGAAACCAAGCCCGGCUUUGUAUGUUUCUUACUUAUGGCGUGAGCGUAUUAUCCAGUCUCUUGGAGGAUUACGUUUCUGGAUUCGAUCAGAAGGAGGCAAGACGCUCGCAGCACUGAUGGAGUUUGCUCCGCAUAUCAAGGUGUUGGCCAUUCAACAAUAUACCAAAGGAACAUGGUUGGGUGAUUUGAUUGGUGACAAUCACUUUUCAUCAUUACUGCAGCUAGACAUUGAGAAAUUCACGAGUAUGUACAUUGGCCGUUUUCUCUCAUCGUUGAAAUCAGUCAGCAGCACCUUGACCCACUUUGAUGUUGAUAUGGAAGGUGGUCCAAUGUUGAGCGUACCGAAGGUUGUACACUACGCUUUACCUCUGCAAAAACCUAUCACUUGUGAUCAUGUCAUCGAGGUUUGGAAACGUUUUCCAUCGCUCGAGGAGUUGGAGCUUUCGCCAUGCACCAAUGUACAACCAGCGCUUGUUGCUCCCGAAUAUUAUCCAGCGAUGACCAGCGUUGGUAUCUUUAUGGAAGGUGCCAGUAUUCGUUUGGUAUAUUUGCAUGAAGAAGUCUACAAGGAGGAGAGCGGCAUGAGUAAGAUUGUUAUCGACACUGAGGAUUUUGGAACGGAUAUAUGCAAGGACACGAGCUCGGUGGUAAAGCGACACCACAACACACUCAAGCACCUUGAAUGGGAUAUGGAUACUAGCCAUGACAUCGAGACCAUUGACAACAUCCAAUUCCCUCGGCUCACAAAGCUUUGUCUCUUUUCUUGUGGAUGGCAGAUAAUACGCAAUGCGCCUAUGCUGGAGGAAUUAGCAUUGACAGUGGGAAUGACCAGCAUGCAUCCUCAAGUUCUUGAUACGAUGCCACCCAACUUGAAGUCGCUUGAUUUGGACCUCAAUUCUCAGCACGCCUAUGAUGAUGAUGAUGACUCGCCCAUCCUAUGCUAUCUUAAUCGUAUUGCUAUCCAAAUGCGGUUGAAGAAAUUGGUGAUUCAUUUCAACAGCUGUAACAACGUCGCCUUUAUUCUUGAUGCUAUCCACCGACAUGAUCACCUCGAAUGCUUAAAGAUCAGGUUUACGGGAGAAUGGGUAUCUAUCCAAUGCAGAGCUUCUUGA
Messenger RNA from Lichtheimia ornata, 1584 nucleotides. RefSeq lists its product as uncharacterized. The record is from RefSeq and is a predicted model, not a curated record. NCBI's taxonomy places the organism in Eukaryota, Fungi, Mucoromycota, Mucoromycetes, Mucorales, Lichtheimiaceae. The transcript is spliced from 3 exons. Bases 1 to 1584 code for a protein of 527 amino acids.